UCAUAGAAACAUAGGCACAUUCUUCAUUUGUUUGUCAGGAUGACGUCGUCGUCAUCACUUCCUGUGGCGGCUGUUUGUCAGAUGACCGCCACCCCUGACAAAGAGGCCAACUUCAGCGCUUGCACGCGAUUGGUGGAGCAGGCCAAAGAGGGCGGGGCCUGUAUGGUGUUCCUGCCGGAGGGCUUCGAUUACAUCGGCUCAAACCGCGAGGAGACGCUGCAGCUGUCCGAGAGUCUGGACGGGGACAUCGUCAGCCGUUACUCACACCUGGCCAGGAAGCUGGACUUGUGGCUGUCUCUGGGUGGGUUUCAUGAGAGAGGACACGACUGGAAAACAGACCGGCGGAUUUAUAACAGCCAUAUUAUCAUGAAUGGACAAGGCGAGCUGGUGUCUGUGUACAGGAAGGCUCAUUUGUUUGAUGUGGAGCUGACGAGUAAAGCAGUGUCUCUGAAAGAAAGCGCUUUUACCGUCCCCGGACCUCGACUGGUGCCUCCCGUCCAGACGCCCGUCGGAAAGGUUGGUCUUGGCGUCUGCUAUGAUCUGCGUUUUCCUGAGCUGUCAUCAGCGCUGCGGAGACACGGAGCAGAGAUCCUGACUUACCCAUCAGCCUUCACUGUGGCCACAGGAGCGGCACACUGGGAGGUGCUGCUGCGGGCGCGGGCCAUCGAGACGCAGUGUUUCGUUCUGGCGGCGGCGCAGGUCGGCGCUCAUCACGCGAAGCGGACGUCGUUCGGACACGCGCUGGCUGUGGACCCGUGGGGUGAGGUGACCGGGGACUGUGGGGGUUCAGAUGUGGGUUUAACACUGGUGCAGAUUGACCUGCAGAGACUACGGGACGUCCGGAGGGACAUGCCAGUGCAGCAGCACCGCAGAGACCAGGACUUCUACUGCAGCCUGGACUGAUCCAUUACAACACAUUUUUAAAUGAAAUCUGUGUCCCUGGAGCACAAAAGCAGUCUUAAGUCGCUGGGGU
Molecule: messenger RNA, 973 nt
Organism: Sinocyclocheilus rhinocerous
Lineage: Eukaryota; Metazoa; Chordata; Actinopteri; Cypriniformes; Cyprinidae
Gene: nit1
Product: nitrilase 1
Exons: 5
Coding region: 40-903 (287 amino acids)
Molecular function (GO): hydrolase activity, acting on carbon-nitrogen (but not peptide) bonds, in linear amides
Source: RefSeq, a predicted model, not a curated record